AUGACUCGUAUUGGUUUACAACUUCUUUAUCCAUUUUUUAAGGGAAAUUCAUUAGAAAGUGAAUUUGGAUUUGUUAAUUACUAUCACUGUCAUCCAAUUAAUCGUUUACUACAUAUUAUUACAUUACCUUUCCUGAUAUUUUCUUUACUCUCUAUAACAUAUUCUAUUGAUUAUCGUCUAUCUCUAUUAUUUUAUAUAAUCUAUUGUACAAUUAUUUUUAUUAUUGAUAUUAAAAGUGGUCUAGCAUUUUUAAUUCUAUUUGCUUUGGUAUUUGGUCCAGCUAAAAUAUUAUCUGCUCAAGGAAUAUUAUCUAUAUUCUAUAGUUUAUUAAUAAUGUUGACUGCUCUUAUUAUUCAAGGUAUUGGACAUUAUCAGUUUCAAAAAGCUGCUCCGGCAUUUCGUCUAUUUGAAGCAAUAUUUAUAACGCCAACCUUUUUAAUGAUGUAUCUUAUCACCAAUCAUAAUAAAACAUUUUGGAAUGAUGUAAAAAAUGAAACAAAUAAAUGGAAACAAGUUCUUGAAAAAUAA
Rotaria sordida is the source of this 528-nucleotide messenger RNA. The record is from the annotation of a GenBank genome assembly. NCBI's taxonomy places the organism in Eukaryota, Metazoa, Rotifera, Eurotatoria, Philodinida, Philodinidae.